AUGACUUUUGCCUUGUCAAUGUCGCUCCGCAGUUUCAGACGCAUAUUGCUCUGGAGAUGGAGUUGGAUGUCAUUGUUUGGCUUUACCACCAAGAACCAUUUGCCCAUUUUGAGUCUCGCGACGGUGCUCGCUCUCCUUGCUAGCUCUGUUGCUCCUAUAUUCGCCAUCCUUCUGGGAGACAUUUUCAACUCUUUCACAUCGUUCGGCGGUGGUGAUAUUAGUGGCGACGACCUACUCCGGAAGGUAGCGAGCCACGGCAUCGCACUUUCAGGCUUAGGUAUCGCUAGCUGGGUACUCAAUGGAGCGUACUUCAGUCUCUUCAUCGUUUUUGGGGAGCUACAAGUCUCAAACGCUCGAACCAGGAUCUUCGAAGAACUGCUGGGGAGGGAUCAGGAAUGGUUCGAAACACAGAAGGAUGGCACAAAAGCUUUCUUGUCUUAUCUUCAAGCCCAAAUUUCUGAAUUGCAGAUAGCAACCUCGCAGCCGUUAGGGCUUAUCAUGCAAUACGCAUUCAGAACUAUCAUUGCGCUCGGAUUGGCAUUCUAUACCUCGUGGAGGCUUGCAUUCAUUACUCUAGCAGGGAUCCCGGUUUUCUCAUGCAUCGUUGUUCUUCUUUCUUCUCGAAUCAAGCCAAGAAUCGAAGCCCAGCAGGUUGAACUUACCCUUGCCUCAAAAGUCGCCAAUAACGCUACGAGUCUGAUUGACACGGUCAAAUGUCUCAACGGACAGGCAUUCGAGCUUCGCGAUUUUGCCCUCAAAAUAGAUAGUGCUGCAGCUCAAUACCUCAAACAAGCACACUUAAACUCCCUACAGAUAGCAGUCAUACGAUUCAUGAUGUUCGGUAUGUUUAUUCAAGGGUUUUGGUAUGGUACUGCUCUAACGACAUCUGGGAAACUCACUGCUGGAGAAGUCCUGAGAACAUUCUGGGCCUGCUUGACCGCAGCUCAGUCGAUCGAGCUAGUCUUGCCGCAAGUAAUAGUGAUGGAGAAAGGCAAGGUUGCAGCGGUAAUGUUAAAGGAUCUUCUGAACGACCGAAGAGUGAAGAAGCACCCUAAGGAGCUGAAACGAGCUUCAUACCCCCGAUAUUGUGACGGCGACAUCGAAUUGUGUGAUACUCUUAGCGUCAAUUGGAUUAGGAACAACGUCACACUUGUCGAGCAACGGAGUGUGCUUUUCAACGAGUCCGUUUUGACUAACAUUGCCUUCGGCCGUCGAGCACACGAGACAGUGACGAAGGAUGACGUGCGCGAAUGCAUUGAUUUGGCAAUGCUCAGGGACACUAUUGAUAGCUUGCCAAAUGGUCUCGACACAUGCGUUGGGCCCGGGGGAAGCUUCUUGAGUGGAGGCCAGAGACAGAGAGUGUUGAUUGCACGAGCUAGACUAAGGGACACUCCCAUUGUCAUCAUGGACGAACCCACGAGCGCGCUGGACGGAAUAAACCGCAUAGCAGUGAUGAAAGUGAUACGGGAAUGGCGAAGAGGGAAGACGACGAUCGUUAUCACACACGACAUGUCACACAUCAUGGACCACGAUUACGUUUACGUCCUCGAGCAUGGCUCUGUUGUGCAAUCAGGAUACAGGCAUGAGCUGGAAAAUAGACCAGCAAAGGGGAAAUACUUUCCUUUCAGCGAGGGGCAAACCUCCUCGAAGAGUCCUGCGAAGCCGGAAGCCUCCUACAUCAAUGACGAGACGCAGGAGAUAGUCGAUGUUCCAAAUACUAUUUGGGCAAGUAACUUUGGCUUCCCGAAAUACAAAGAAACAUCAGUUUUGUCAAGGAGAACUCCUUCGCAAUUUAAGAACGCUCAACUGUUCGAUCACAGAAUCGAAGAAAUGCAGGUUUCCACAGGACUGAGUAACAUGGUCAAGGCACAGGUCACGCCCCAAGCAGAGGAGAUCUCAAUACCUGUUGGAGUUGCUAUACCGAUGCGUGAACUAAGUAUGCCGCAGUCACGCACAUCAUUCGUCUCUGUCAAUCGACUCCGAUUACAUCGCGCUUCUCUGACUCUCCCUGUUCCUCAAGCAGAAGCAACAAACUAUCCGCAAUCUAUCAAGCAGCCUCAAGCCGCAAGAGGGAACACUCCACUUUCGGGGCAGCAUCGUCUCUCCAUAUACCAGAUCAUGCGGACAUUAGUGCCCAUCCUCACCCUGAGACAGCGGUUGCUGCUCCUGCUCGGAAUCAUAUCUGCACUGGUGGAUGCUACUGCAACGCCUGUUUUCUCUUACUGCCUCUCUCAGCUCUUCCAGUCAUUCUACGGCAUGAGAGUCAGCUCCUUGAGAUGGGCGCUGGCUGUUCUAGGUGUCGCCUUAAUUGACGGGACUGCCUCUUACUUCAUGCAUUAUCUUUUGGAAGCAUCAGGUCAGGCCUGGGUUGAUCAGCUUCGCAAGGAGGCAUUCAGACGAGUGUUAGACCAGCCUCGGCAGUGGUUCAAUGAAGAAGGCAACUCGCCCUCCCGGAUUACUGCUUGUCUUGAUCAAAACGGGGAAGAUAUGCGGAACCUAGUAGGCCGUUUCGGCGGCUACGUCCUGGUAGCUGUGGUAAUUACCGUGACCGCAGUCAUUUGGUGUCUAGUGGUCUGCUGGAAGCUCACCCUGGUGGCGCUGUCUUGCGGUCCCAUCAUUUAUGCCAUUACCAGGGGAUUUGAGGGAACCAGCGGACUAUGGCAGGGGCGGUGCAAUGAAGUUACCAGGAAUGCAUCCGACGUAUUGGUUGAGACGUUCUCAGAAAUACGUACUGUGCGGACCCUAACGCUCGAGCCGUUCUUUCACAGGAAAUACUUGAAGGCGGCGUCAAAAUGCAUGACAAUGAGCCUCAAGAGGGCGGCUUACACCGGGAUUUUGUUCGGCCUUGUAGAGUCUACAAUAAUCUUCGUGAGUGGUUUGAUCUUUUACUAUGGAGCGCUUCUCGCAUCGUCUGGAUAUACGGUUGAAAAUGUGAUGACCGUAUUUUCAAUGCUGUUAUUUAGCAUCGGAUAUGCGAGCACGGUACUUUCAUGGAUUCCGCAAAUCAGUGCUUCUCAAGACAUGGCUACUCAGCUGCUCCGACUGGCUAGCCUACCUGUUGGGCAAUCCCAUGAACAUAAGGGUGACAAACGCCCUCUAAAGGCAGCACCAGUGAAAAUACGAAGUCUGACCUUUCGAUAUCCAUCACGGCCCGACGCUCCUGCUCUCCGAAACGUGACUCUCUCUAUAGCUGAGAAUUCUUGCACUGCGAUUGUCGGUGGCUCUGGAUCAGGAAAGUCGACCGUAGCAUCCUUGAUCCUCUCUCUAUACGAAACACCGCUGUCCAGAUACGAGACGCCGACCAUCUCAAUCGGGGGUCUGGAUAUCCGACGCCUCCACACGCCGUCCCUUCGUUCCCUGAUAUCGAUUGUGUCACAGCAACCUACGAUAUUCCCAGGCACCAUACAUCACAAUAUCUGUUACGGCUUGAGGGAUGAGUCCCCCCUCCGUGAAUUUCACAGUGUUCGUGCUGCAGCUCAAGCUGCGGGCAUCGAUGACUUCAUCGUGUCACUUCCCAGCGGCUAUUCGACUGCCAUUGGGGACGGUGGCGUGGGCCUGUCCGGCGGCCAGGCGCAGCGAUUGGUGAUUGCACGAGCUGUGGUACGCCGGCCGCAGAUGCUAAUCCUGGACGAGGCAACUUCGAACCUUGAUCCGGAGAGUGCAAAGGUGAUUCGGCAGACAGUGCAGAGGCUGGUAUCGGCUCGAUCAGGCCUUACCGUGAUAAUCAUUACACAUUCCAGAGAAAUGAUGGAGAUUGCGGACAAUAUCGUCGUUCUUCAACAGGGGUCUAUUGUGGAACAAGGCCCUUACGAUGUUCUUGCAAGGCGGCGCGGUGGAAAAUUGAAAGCUUUGAUAGAGGACAGCGAGGACGUAAACACAUAG
This is a messenger RNA of Aspergillus udagawae, 3882 nucleotides long. RefSeq lists its product as uncharacterized. The record is from RefSeq and is a predicted model, not a curated record. Bases 1 to 3882 code for a protein of 1293 amino acids. Lineage: Eukaryota; Fungi; Ascomycota; Eurotiomycetes; Eurotiales; Aspergillaceae. The transcript is spliced from 5 exons. Gene Ontology annotation, molecular function: ATP hydrolysis activity; ATP binding; ABC-type oligopeptide transporter activity. Gene Ontology annotation, biological process: transmembrane transport. Gene Ontology annotation, cellular component: membrane.